CUAUGCUUACCAGAUACAAACUAGGCCUUCAGAAGGAAUGACAAUUAUUAAAGGUGGAAGAUUGCUGCACCAGUACAUUGUUGACGCGUACGUGGCUGUAGAGACGGAGCGUCUGCGAUUUCUCAGUCUAAAUCAGAAAAAGCUGCGAGCAGACCUGUAUAACAAUGUAUGUGAUGCUGUUGAGACCGGCGAUGCAGAUGCUACACAAGUUGGUAAGAAGAUCAUCCUCCCUUCAUCAUUCACCGCCGGACCCCGGUACAUGUCUGAAAAGUAUCAAGACGCGAUGGCAAUAUGCCGUUGGUAUGGGAAUCCUCAUCUCUUUAUCACCGUCACCGCGAAUCCUAAUUGGGUGGAACUCAGUAAUCAUCUUGAUGCGUAUGGAGGUGACUCCGCUAAUAACCGACCUGACCUUGAAUGUCGAAUUUUCAAAAUAAAGCUUGAUGAGAUGAUGGCAGACUUCAAAAAGGGAGAAUUCUUCCCCAAGCUAGACGCAGGUAAAGAUCCUACUAUUUUCAUUAUGUUACCCACCCAUAAGAGAAUGUUAUUUAAUUAUUUUCAAUUCACAUCUGCAUUAUUCAAAGUAAGUUUGUAAUUAAUACAAUUUACUAUAUUAUAAAGUAUAAGGAUUUCAAAAGUUAGUUUGAGUGCUGAGACAUCACUAAGCUAUGUAUAUAUAUAUAGAUAUAUAUAAAUAUAAUUCAACAAACAUUUUAUAUUUGUAAAACCACAAAGUUUAAGACCACAACAUAGAGCGGGAAUAAUAGUCAAAAUAAUACAGUUUCUCAGGAAAAAGAAACAGAAAAUAUAAGAAAAUACUAAAACUAUACAGUACCAAGAUGCUAAAUUAAAUACAAAUAAUUCGGUAUGUAGGAGUAUAUAUAUCACACUAUGGAUAUAUUUGGUGGAAAAUAAUAGGAGUAAAAUUUGAAUGCCCGGCCACUUCAUCUCUAUUGCUAAUCUUCCUCCCAAGCAUCGAUAAUUAGAUGCAUAUAGAAUUCGAUACAUUUUCCCGCCUACGGGUUGUUAGCUUUGUUAUCUCUUUUGCUACGUUUGAAUACCAGCACAUAUUUUGAUAGUAAUUAAUUAUAUCAGAAUGAUUUCUUAUAUAUGUUAUCAUCUAAUAUACGUCUUCCAUCAUUAUUGUAGCUGUCUACACCAUUGAGUUUCAGAAACGAGGUUUGCCCCAUGCCCAUAUAUUACUAUGGUUGAAAGGAAUAAAGAAGGAAGUAACCGCUGCGAUGAUUGAUGAAUACAUCUCAGCUGAGUUUCCCGAUAGAGAAGUUGAUAAAGAGGGGUUUGAACUGGUAGAGCGGCAUAUGAUUCAUGGCCCGUGUGGUAAGUUGCGACCCAAAUCGCCAUGCAUGGAAAAGGGAGAGUGUACUAAGAGUUUUCCUAAACCUUCUUCGGAUCAAACAAGAAUUGACAAAUAUGGAUUUGUUGUUUAUAGAAGGAGAGCUGGUACUGGAGAUUUUGUAAUCAAGGGUGAUAUCGAGGUGGAUAAUCGUUUCGUUGUGCCUCAUAAUCUUAGUCUGCUGAAAAAAUACCAAGCCCACAUCAACGUUGAAUGGUGUUGCAGAACCAGUGCAAUAAAAUAUCUUUUCAAAUACAUAACGAAAGGCGUUGAUAGAGCAACUGUCGUUAUACACAAGAACGAGCCAGACACGACUAAUGAGAUCAACAAUUUUCUGGAGUGUCGGUACAUAUCAGCCUGCGAAGGUUCAUGGAGGUUGUUCGCUUUUCCCAUACACUAUAAUCUGCCCAAUGUUGUGAAGCUUCCCGUACAUCUACCAGGUCAGCAUGUGAUGGUGUUUGACGAAACUUCUGACUUAUCAAAGGUGGUAUACCGAGAAAAUAUUGAUAAGUCAAUGUUAACAGCGUUUUUUGAGGCAUGCGACACAUACGAAGAAGCUAGGGAGCUGACAUAUGUUGAAUUUCCUUCAAGGUUUGUUUACCAUUCUAACGACAAGGUAUGGACACCCAGGUUGCAAGGGGAAGCUAUUGGGAGAGUCGUGUAUGUCAGUCCAGCAUCUGGUGAUAGAUACUUCUUAAGGAUGCUGCUAAAUGUUGUUAAAGGUCCUAGAGGUUAUGACGUGUUAUACACGGUAGGAGAUGUGGUUUAUAAGAAAUUCAAAGAAGCGUGCUAUGCACGAGGAUUGCUUGAUGAUGAUAAAGAGUGGCAUGAAGCAAUAGAGGAGCCAUCUUCAUGGGCCACCGGACGGCAGCUGAGAAGGUUGUUUGUGCUUAUCUUGGUUUAUUGUCAAGUUGUAGACCCACUCAAGCUUUGGGAGCAUACUUGGAUGUUUCUAGCAGAGGACAUACUGUACAUGAAACGAAAGGAGUUUCGAUUUCCAGGACUCGACUUACAAGAUGAGCAGUUAAAGCAGUAUACACUGCUCGAGGUUGAAAAACAUUUAAAAGAGCAUAACCAGUCUCUAGCAGACUAUGAUGAGUUGCCUCGGCCAGACAAUUCAAUACUAUCAGAGGUAAACAACCAAGUUUUGCGGCAGGAGCUGAUGUAUGAUGUUGAAAAGGAGAAGGAGACGCAUAGGGUAUUGUUCUCAGCGAUGAAUAUUGAUCAGCAGAAAGUAUAUGCUGCUAUACUGAAGUCAGUAGACGAACGUUUGGGCCAGUUAAUUUUUGUCUCAGGUGCAGGAGGAACAGGAAAGACAUACCUAUACAGAACUAUUAUCGCAAGGCUUAGGUCAGUUGGAAAAGUAGUUAUACCGGUUGCUACAGCUGGCAUCGCAGCGUUGCUGCUCCCGGGAGGAAGGACAGCUCACUCUCGGUUCAAACUACCUCUGAAUCUAGAUGAUCGUUCAAUGUGUGAAAUACACAAAGGGUCGAGUUUAGCUGCAUUGAUAUCCAAGGCAGAUCUAAUAAUAUGGGACGAAGCUCCGAUGGCACACCGGCACGCUUUUGAAACCUUGGAUCGUUCCUUCAGAGAUUUGUUAACGCAUGAGAAUCCAGAAGCUAGCACACAGCCCUUUGGUGGCAAAACGGUGCUUCUCGGCGGGGAUUUCCGACAGAUUUUGCCAGUUAUUCCACACGGAAAAAGGCCAGACACUGUACUCGCAUCCAUCAGCAAAUCAUAUCUAUGGAAAAUGGCCCGAGUAUUCACCUUAUCCAUCAACAUGCGGCUGCGGCAAGAAGAUAAGGACUUCGCAAAAUGGAUUCUACAAGUCGGAGAUGGGGAAGCUGACGCCUUGCCGUCGAAUAAACCAAAACAUGAGGAAGGGAAUCAGAUUAUUGUGGACAAAAGGUUCUUGAUAUCUCGCUCAGAGACACCACACGAAGCUUUGGCGCAUGCUGCAUAUCCUAACUUCCUCCAAAACUACCGGGAUAAGGACUACCUAAAAGAGAGGGCCGUGCUGACACCUACCAAUAAUACCGUACAUGAGGUGAACGCUUAUCUCCUCUCUAAGAUCCCAUCACAGGCUAGAGAGUAUUUGAGUUCCGAUUCAGUGGAGUUAGAAGCUACGCCAGACGAUGAUUGGACCACCCACUACCCGUCAGAGUACCUCAACUCACUUGAGUUUCCGGGCCUCCCUAACCACAGAUUGUGCCUCAAAGUUGGAGCUCCGGUGAUGAUGCUGCGCAAUCUUAAUCAGGAUCAAGGUCUGUGCAAUGGUACAAGAAUGGUGGUUACUCGCCUAGGUAACAGGGUUGUUAAAGCGAGAAUUAUGACUGGGACAGAUGUUGGAGAAGAAGUUUUGAUCCCUAGGAUACAACUUAGUCCCACUGAUACCAUGCAUCCCUUCACCUUUAAUCGAAGGCAAUUCCCGAUCAGACUGUGCUACGCCAUGACGAUCAACAAGAGCCAGGGCCAAAGCCUAAACCAAGUUGCUUUAUAUCUUCCUCGCCCUGUUUUUACUCAUGGUCAGUUAUACGUUGCCAUGUCUCGAGUAACAACUCCGAAUGGGCUUAAGAUUUUAGACGAGACUUCCGACAUGGGCGGUGAAGACGGAGUUACUAAUAUUGUAUACAAAGAAAUCUUUAAAGACGUCCGGAUGACCGAGGUUAGAGCUACACAUUUACUUUAUACAUUUUUAUAUACCCAAGUUUGAUUGCAGUGAAUAAUUGUCGUAAUUUCAUUGCAUAUCGGACGACUCAUUUAUCUCAGUGAACGGGGAGACACAGCGUAAGCAUCGAAGUGGACAAGUUAUUCUGCUAUCUCAAUCUUAUUUUUAAAAUUUUAAUAACAGUUUAAUCUCAUGGCAUACAGUCAUUUAGUAUGUGACCUUCUUACACUUACUCAAAACAUCGUCAGCACCUAAUGUUUAUCCUAUAUCCUCUGAUUUGGGUUUAUAUGCUUGCAGUUAAUUUUUUCUCUUCAUAUAAAUAUAGUAAAAUUAAUAGUUCAAGCUAUACUAAUAGAAAAAUCUAUUCCAAACCACAACAUUUUAGUUUACCAUGAAAAAAGAUUAGUUCAAACAAUAAAAUAAUAAUAGAGUAGAAAAACAAUUAGAUUAUUUCAAACAAUAAAACAAUAAUAGAGUAGAAAAAAACAAUCUUAAUCAAAUAAAUACACAUCAAAAAUAAAACUAAAUAAAAUAUAGAAGAACAGUAUCACAUCAUGUAGUUACUCUGAAAACUUUAAAUCAACAACAUAAAAAUAUUUAAUAACAGCCGUGAAAGACAACAUUGGUAGGGACCCAAGAUAUAAAAAAAUCUUACCUUAAAAAUUUGUGAUCAGUGAUUUAACUUUAUUUUGUUAUAACAAGAAAUAAAUGAUUAUAAAAUCAUAUGGAAAUAAAAUCUCAUUUAAUAGACCAUAUAAUUAAAUAAUAGACCAUAUAAAAAUACUUAAAUAUCUUAAUUUAGAAAUUGCAUAACAAGUAUUGAAACCUACAGUUAAUUCCGAAUUUGUAUUAAUUUUUAAAAAGAAAAAUGUCAAAGUACAUAUCAUAUGAUAUGAAUUAUCAUAUGACAUCCAAAGACAACUAUAAUAUAGAAUUUUAACCACACUACGUAAUUUGUUAAUAACUAUUUUGUUCAAGAAAAUAACAAUAUUAUGCAAAUACGAUUAUGACCAUUUUUCAAAAUUGAUUAUUUAUAUAUAUAUAUAUAUAUAUAUAUAUAUUUGAAAAUAUAGGUGGUACAAGUAAAUCAAAAUAUAUGUAGGACAGGUUGAAGAAAAAAAUUCAAAAAAAUAAAUGUUCUAAAACCCUUAAAAUUAUGAAAUUAUUGUUUCCAAAGCCAAAGUAAAACUUUAUUUGUGUAUUUUUAACAAUUAUUGUACAUUAAACAUAAAUAAGAAAGGUCAGAAAAUAUUCAGACCAUAUCUAAAGAUUAAAUUUAUUAUCUAUUCGUUUUUCUCAUUAUGUUAUACUUAGCUUUUAAUAAUAAAAUAGCAAGUUUUGUCUUUUUUGAAACACUCAGAAAAGUUUUAUUAUUAAAAAAUUUCGAUAAAAAUGAUAAAUAUAAUUUUAAUAAUACCCUACGGCAUAUAUUUUUAUAACACACAUAUAUAAAACUAUAAAUACCAUACAUAUAACAAAAAUUAUAAGAAAUUCCUGGGAUUUGUUAAUAUAAAAAACAUAGUAUAUGUUCAUUUGUUAUUCCUUUGCCCAUACU
Molecule: messenger RNA, 5574 nt
Organism: Brassica napus (rape)
Lineage: Eukaryota; Viridiplantae; Streptophyta; Magnoliopsida; Brassicales; Brassicaceae
Exons: 1
Coding region: 1239-4064 (941 amino acids)
Biological process (GO): DNA repair; telomere maintenance
Molecular function (GO): DNA helicase activity
Source: RefSeq, a predicted model, not a curated record